Messenger RNA from Chenopodium quinoa (quinoa), 2059 nucleotides. Its product is annotated as heat stress transcription factor A-3-like. The record is from RefSeq and is a predicted model, not a curated record. Gene Ontology annotation, biological process: regulation of transcription by RNA polymerase II. Bases 330 to 1895 code for a protein of 521 amino acids. NCBI's taxonomy places the organism in Eukaryota, Viridiplantae, Streptophyta, Magnoliopsida, Caryophyllales, Amaranthaceae. Gene Ontology annotation, molecular function: RNA polymerase II cis-regulatory region sequence-specific DNA binding; DNA-binding transcription factor activity. The transcript has 2 exons. Gene Ontology annotation, cellular component: nucleus.
UUCACUUCACCCAAUUUGCAAAAAAAAAAAAAAACUCACUUUCAUCAGUCAUCACCCACCUUUCAUCUAAAACCCAGAAAAAUUCCCAGUAAACCCAGAAAACAGAGUACAGUAUCCCAUUUAUUUCCAGGAACAUUCCCACUAAAACAAAGGUCGGUGACCCCUUCAUACUUUUACACCGCCUUACUUUGCUCAGAUAUUUUUCCCCUCUUUACUUAGUCGGCAAGUCUCCAUGUUUAUCUAUAAAUUCUCUCUCCUCCAUUUUUUUUCCAUUUACUCUACUGUGUUUUUUUUUUCUUUAUAGUUUUCAUUUUCUGCCUCCUUAAUUUAUGGAUUCUGAUGAUAAAAUGUUUCUCCCAGAAAUACCCACUUCAUCGUCUGCUCCAAUUCCAUCUGGGUCGACUUCGACUUCGUCUUUCGACCCAUCCUCUGUUUUUUCUGAACCAUUUUACUCAACUGGGUUUGAUUCCAUGACAUCCUCUAAUAUCAAUAUCAAUUUUCAGGGUUUUUAUUCUCCACCACCUCCUACUCUUCCUUCGCUUCCUGCUGUUUUUGCUGCGGAGUCGGAAACUGAGCAGAAACCGCAGCCAUUAGAGUGUUUACAGGGUACUCCAAUUCCACCAUUUUUAUCCAAAACUUAUGAUCUUGUUGAAGAUCCCAACUUGGAUAUGAUUAUAUCUUGGGGUUCGCGAGGUGAAAGCUUUGUGAUUUGGGAUCCUGUGGAUUUUGCUAGACUUGUUCUUCCUCGGAAUUUCAAGCACAAUAACUUUUCCAGUUUUGUUCGUCAGCUCAAUACUUAUGGUUUUCGCAAGGUUGAUCCUGAUAAGUGGGAGUUUGCGAAUGAGGGGUUUUUGCGUGGAAGCAGGCAAUUGUUGAAGAAUAUUCACAGGCGAAAAUCCACUCAAUCUCAGCAGCUUACCCCCUAUGGAGGGUCAUCAUCUUCUGAGUCUGGAAUUGGAAGUGAGAUUGAGAAACUAAAGAAAGAGAAGAGUGCAUUAAUGCAAGAGGUUGUUGAGCUGCAGGAACAGCAGCGCGGAACUGCAGAGCAUGUAGAAAGGGUGAAGGAUAAGAUUCAGGCUUCGGAGCAGAGACAGAAACAAAUGGUUUCAUUCUUAGCUAAAGUGCUUCAAAACCCGGUAUUUGUAGACCGUUUGAAGCAAAUGAAAGAACAAAGGUCUAUUGUUUCUCCUAAAACAAGAAGGAAUUUUCUGAAGCAAGCACAUCAAGAAGCAGGUAGUUCUGGUACAUCUCUAGAGGGACAAAUUGUCAAAUACAAACCCGAGUUUGAAGAAUGGAGGAAGUUUCCGUCUUCUGAUAUUCCAAUGACAAGUGCCCAAGAUUAUCUCUUGCAAGAUGUGAUGGGAAUGUCAAGUAGUGGAGCACUGAGUGUGCCUUUUCAAAGUGAAGCUGUUCCUUUGGAUGAACCUGCGGCAGCACAGGAAUUUAUGGAAAUCCCUAGCUCAGUUGGAGCUGGCCUUUUGAGUUCUGGGAUAGGAGAUCCCUUUUCAAGGGGUCAGGUAGCUGCUCCUCAAUCAGAAGCUGCAGGUGACUAUUUUGUUUCAUUUCCUGAGGAAUUGGUACGACAGAAAACGUUUCCUGAAUCCUCCUCUCCUGCAAUUGGAAAUAUCAAGCAGGAGGAGGUCUGGAGUAUGGGGUUUGAUCUCAGCACAGAUGUCUCAAGUUCUACUCCUGCAUUUUGGGGCAACGUUGCCAGUUAUGAUAUUCCGGAUGUUGUAACUUCUUGUCCAGGCGAGUUUUCAGAUGUCUUUGAUUUAGGUUCUCUUCAGGCAGGAGGUACAGGAAUUGAAAAUUGGCUGGAUGAUGAUUCUUCUCCUGGCCACCCUGAGAACGAAGGUUUCGAGUCAAAAGAUAAUGUUCCUAGGACUAAUUCGUAGGUUGCACUUGCUAGCAUAACGCGAGUGCAGCCCUAUGGUGUUUUAGGUUUAAAUUAGUACAUAAUUGAUUGAACGAGUGAUUCUAUCAUUUAAUCUAUAAAUUUGUUUGAUUGAUUUUAGCUUCAGUUCCUCCAAAUUUCCUUCUUUAAUCUUAUUCCAUUUUA